CGCCGAAUUCGGUGUUGUUAUGUACGUGAAUGCUGCUGUUUAUACUUCGAUUAGGCUGUAGAAAUUGGGUUUAGGGUAGAAGGAAAUGGCAGAAUCCUCAGCUUGGUGAAUGGUGGUAGCUGUGCUAGAGCUUGUUAUUUGUACUGGUCACUUAAGCACUGUUAAGUGUUAACUGUUAAGGACAAUGAGCAAAGUGAUGUCGUUCGCUCACUACGUCUUGGACGAAGAAAUGAAGGAAUCGCACUUCAAAGUUGAAGAAGCUUUUCUAAUUUCUUCCACCAGCUGCUGGCUGAAGUUUCGUCCCUCAGCUCCUUCUGCCUGAUCAUUCAAGUCGACAACGUCAUUGAUCUUCAACAUAUUCAAGCACAGCGCAAAUAAGUAGUUAGGGGCUAUGUAUUAGACUAGAAAAGCGCCAUCCAGUAGUAAGAAUGCGACGCGCCGAGAAGCGGAAGAAAAUCCUGGACGCCCUCCUCAAAUCCCGUAAUCAGCAAUCGCCGGAACGCGAGGCAAAGGGAGACGAUGAGACGCCGGCGUUUGCGCCGACUGAAGAGUUCGAUGUGAAUCUUAUUCCAGAUGAUUACGGGUUGCAGAUAGGUGGUUCGUCGUCGCCGAGCAGCGACAACGAGGGAGAUGGAGGCGUCCAGAAGUUAUCUAGGGCUCAGAGGAAGAGGUUGAGGAAGAAGAAGAUUAAGGAAGACGUUUCCCGCCGGAAGGGAAUCAUUGGACCGCUACUACCUGGUUCACCGCCAGAGGAAGCAGAGAGCAGUCUAGGUGUUCGACAAAAUGCCCAACAGAGUGGUGAGGGAGAUGGGGGCAAUUCUAGGGGAGAGCGACCACGUCUUGAAACGCCGAAUGCGAGCAGGAUAAAGCAGCGAAGGAAGGCAAAGAAGCUGGCCAAGGAGAAGCUGGUACCUCCCCCUUGUUCGAAUUUGGGAGUUUCUACAAGCUUGAAUGCAGUUGACGACGGAAAUUCUGCACCAGAAGAACAUUGAUCUAGAGGAGGAUAAUGAGUCGAUACUACCAUCCCACAUCUCAACUGCGGACCAUGAAUCAUCAUCUGGAAAUUAGAAAACGGGAGCAAAGUCUGCGGAUUAUGCAUGAAAUGAGAUGUUUCUGCAGGCUCUGCCAAUAAACUAAACGCUUAUCCGAAUUAGCCAAGGGCUAUGCCUAAUCUUGCCCGUUUUAGCCAAAGCACUGCUUUUGUAAUUGGUUCCUCUUACUUACUAAUCAUUUCUGCCUUCACCUAGUCACGACUUUCUAACCUACCAAUUGAUAACCCCCAUUUGACAUGAAAAAGUGAAGAAACG
Molecule: messenger RNA, 1307 nt
Organism: Linum tenue
Lineage: Eukaryota; Viridiplantae; Streptophyta; Magnoliopsida; Malpighiales; Linaceae
Source: the annotation of a GenBank genome assembly